This is a messenger RNA of Laetiporus sulphureus 93-53, 501 nucleotides long. RefSeq names its product Y14 protein. The record is from RefSeq and is a predicted model, not a curated record. Gene Ontology annotation, molecular function: mRNA binding. Gene Ontology annotation, cellular component: nucleus; exon-exon junction complex; cytoplasm. The transcript has 5 exons. Gene Ontology annotation, biological process: RNA splicing. Lineage: Eukaryota; Fungi; Basidiomycota; Agaricomycetes; Polyporales; Laetiporaceae. The coding region runs from base 1 to 501 and encodes 166 amino acids.
AUGUCUGACGAUGAGAUGAAUAUCGAUGAGGGCGGAAAUGAGGGCGUUGUGAGACGCAAGGGGAGAGGCUUUCAGAGUGCUUCCGGAACGAAUGAGAGCGCAAUCACCUCUGAGCAAACAUUUGACAGAGUGGAGUCUUCCCAGGCGUCGGAGACAAGAGCGGCGCGAUCCGUGGAAGGAUGGAUCGUACUAGUCACCAACGUACACGAGGAAGCGACCGAGGAAGACGUAAUGGACAAGUUCGCCGAGUAUGGGGAGAUCAAAAAUCUUCAUCUCAACUUGGACAGGAGAACAGGUUACGUUAAGGGUUACGCCUUGGUGGAAUACGAGACAAUGGCGGAAGCACAGGCCGCCAUUGAUGGCGCUUCUGGCACCACUCUGUUGGAACAGACGCUGCAAUGUGAUUACGCUUUCGUCAGACCUCCACCGUCGGGUCCAAAAAAAGGCAGGGGCAGAGAGGGACGUGGACGCAGUGCGAGUCCUGCUCGUCGGCGAGAGUGA